CUCAAUAUCACGAGCACAUGUAUAACCGGAAAGCCGACGGAAGUCACACAAAACGUCGCCUACGACAACACUGAUGAGCCUUGCGAUUUCCCUCUGUUCUUCAUCUGCUGGAUCUUAGACGCAGUUUCAAGUGAUACCAUCCAAUCAAUCGUUGGUCAGGGACUCCAUAGGCGCUGGCGAUCUAUCCUCUCUAUCUCCACUUCUUAAGCAUCUGAACUAACAGUGGAUACCUGAAGGACAAGCAUCCUUCCAUCCAUUGUCGCUCACACAUCUCCGGUUAUUUUGAGUCCAUGCUGAAGUUCUCGAGCAGAUUAGCCUCUCGUUCGUCGCGUUCACCGCUUGUGUCUCAAAUGGCCACCAAGCGCAAUUUCAAGUCCUCAGCCCCGAGGAAGUCUGAUAUUCCAGAGGGAUAUGCUGUUGAUCCUACUGCAGGGAACAUGUUACGGUUCCAGGCGUCACUUCCUCGGCUUCCGGUUCCGGCGCUGUCCUCAACCGUGCACAAGUACCUUGAGACCAUUCGGCCUCUACUGACAGAUGCGGAGUAUACCAAGUCUCAGGCUACUGCACAAGAGUUUCUUAAAUCAUCUCAGGCUGCUGAGCUUCAGAAACGCCUAGAAGCCCGUGCCGCAGACCCAUCCAUCAAGAAUUGGCUAGCGGACUGGUGGAAUGAUGCAGCAUACAUGGGCUACCGCGACCCUGUUGUGGUUUAUGUCAGCUACUUCUACGUGCAUCUUGAUGAUCCACGCAGACGUGACCCGGCGAAGAGGGCUGCUAGUCUGAUCAAAGCUAUGCUGCCUUUCAGAGAAAUCACAGAAUCGAAACAAAUAGAACCUGAAAAGGUUCGUGGGAUGCCACUGUGCAUGGAUUCGUACAAAUGGCUCUUCCAUGCAUGCCGAUACCCCACCAAGCCAUCCGACACUGCCAAGAAGUUUGAUCCAAAGGCACACAAUCACGUCGUGUUUGUGAGGAAGAACAAGUUCUACGAAGUUCUGCUCGCAACCCCGGAAGGACAUGAACUAAGCGAGGCUGAGCUAGAAGUACAAGUGGAACGAGUCAUUAGAAUGGCAGGAAAGGAGACAGGCGCUCCGGUCGGCGCGCUGACAGCGGAGAACCGAGAUAUUUGGACUGAUGCACGCUCUGCACUAAUAGCAAGUUCGCCAUUGAACCAACAAUCUCUCGAGCGGAUAGAGUCUUCCGCGAUCAUCAUCUGCCUUGACGACACUACGCCCGUCUUGCGCGAAGAUAUUUCUUGGUCUUGCUGGGUCGGAGACGGCCGGAACCGUUUCUACGACAAGCAUCAAUUAAUCGUCUUUGAUAAUGGGCGAUCGGGUUUCCUUGGGGAGCAUUCGUGCAUGGAUGGCACGCCCACGCUUCGCCUGAAUGAAUUCAUUCUUGCUUCUCUUGCCCACAACAAGGUUGAUCUUGGUGCACCUAGGUCUAACUCUACCGGGGCCAAUCUUCCGCAGCCCGUAGAGCUGAAAUUUGAGCUUGACGCCACAUGCGAGAAAUACAUUAAUGAGGCAUGCCAACAUUUUGACGAGCUCGUGGAUCAGCAUGACAUGCAGGUGCUCCACUAUGAAGGCUAUGGGAAAGACCUGAUGAAGAAGUUCAAGGCUUCGCCUGAUGCAUGGGUUCAGCUUGUGAAACAACUUGCUUUCCACAAAAUGUUUAAUCGACCUGGUGUGACGUAUGAAAGCUGUCAGACGCGCAAAUACCAGCAAGGCCGCACGGAGGUGAUUCGUAGUGCCAGCUUAGAAAGCAAGGAAUGGGCCGAAGCCAUGCUUAAUUCAGAAGAAUCUGAUGAACACCGCGCCGUGCUUUUCCGCCGUGCCGUCGCGCGCCACCUGCAGUAUGCUGCCUGGGCCGCGGAUGGGCAAGGGGUGGACCGACAUUUAUUUGGUCUAAAGAAGAUGGUUCGUGAUGGGGAGUCCGUCCCAGCUAUCUAUUUGGACCCAGCGUUUUCCAAGACGAAUCAUUGGGAAUUGUCAACAUCUCAACUUUCUUCCAAGUAUCUAGAUGGGUGGGGCUACGGAGAAGUUGUCACGGACGGUUAUGGACUGUCGUAUUCCAUCGAUGAUCAUUACAUCCGGUGGACCAUCACAUCACUUUUACGAAAUACUGCCGAACUGAAGCACUACCUCGCGGAGGCUGCAACGGAGACGAGGUUCAUGAUGGAGAGAGUUGCUGCCGCUGAGCAGAAGGGGAAGUUGUGAUCAAGUCACCUUUAGCACAAUGGAUGUGUGUUAUUUAAUGGCAUAAUUUGUUUAUGAUAGUUUAUGAUCAGGGAUGGAUAUCGAUGGAUCUUUUGCUUCCUCUUAUUUCCACAUCUUGGAGAAUCUUGCGUGCGGUCGCAAGGGGAUCUCCGAAACCCGAUUUCUACGGAACGAAGGAGCUCCUUUUAAUCAUAUUAUUUCCUAUGAUUUGAUUCCUGCGGCACAGCGUUUGACAGUGAAGUUGAAAGGGUACUACGGGUACCGCCGCACUACCCUGGCCCUACGGGAAAUCCGGCACUGGCAAUACCGACGGCGUGGGUGGGCACCGUCGGCGCGGGCAGCCUAUCACAUACGCUGCAA
Molecule: messenger RNA, 2573 nt
Organism: Suillus fuscotomentosus
Lineage: Eukaryota; Fungi; Basidiomycota; Agaricomycetes; Boletales; Suillaceae
Product: acyltransferase ChoActase/COT/CPT
Exons: 11
Coding region: 291-2213 (640 amino acids)
Biological process (GO): carnitine metabolic process
Cellular component (GO): mitochondrion; peroxisome
Molecular function (GO): carnitine O-acetyltransferase activity
Source: RefSeq, a predicted model, not a curated record